Messenger RNA from Exaiptasia diaphana, 2322 nucleotides. RefSeq lists its product as uncharacterized. NCBI's taxonomy places the organism in Eukaryota, Metazoa, Cnidaria, Anthozoa, Actiniaria, Aiptasiidae. The coding region runs from base 4 to 990 and encodes 328 amino acids. The transcript has a single exon. The record is from RefSeq and is a predicted model, not a curated record.
ACCAUGGAGAAAAUACAAGUGCUGGGAGGCGGAMCUUUAAGCAUCAAAGCGAAAUGUACUGUGUCUUUACUUAUUGGAGAAACUAAAACUACUCAUGAAUUCUGUAUAGUUCCUACUGCACCUAAUUGUUUACUUGGUGGGGAUUUUCUGAAGCUACAUAGUUGUAUUGUCAAUUACAAAGAAAUGAUUCUGACAGUUAAUAAUGCUGACGUCCCAAUGGAACUGGUGGAAACUGAAGAACAUGUGAUUCUUCGAGUGGUCCUCGAAGAUAAUAUUAAAAUUAAACCGUACACAGAGAUGAUUGUUAAGGCUAAAGUCAUUGGUGGUGAAAGUCUGAGCGGAUUAAGAACAGUAGGACCGACUAAAGAAUUCAGCGAAAGCGAAACUGGAGGAGUGAUGAUCGGGAAGACUGUGGUUAACUUGAAGGAUGGAAAGGUUCCAGUACGCCUUGUAAACCUUUCACCCGGUAGAAAGAAGAUACGUAAACACAYAGAAAUUGCUGUAUGCGAGCCUUGUGCUAGCAUAGCGCCUCCAACACCCGGGAAAGGYAAAGUCAAAAGUGAUGAUACAGAUAGAGAGUUACCGGAGCUWCUUCAAGUCAUCUAUAGCAAGACAUCUAAAGACAUGGAAGAGGAGCAAAGGAACAGUUUCAAAKAAUUUCUACUACAAGAGGAGGAUUUGUUUUCMAAAGGAUUGAACGAYAUUGGUCGGACAAACUUAGUUGAACAUUUUAUCGACACUGGUGAUGCUCGUCCAAUUAAACAAGCCCCACGUCGACUGCCCCUAUCCAAGAGAAAUGAAGCAGACCUAGCUAUGAAGGAGAUGUCAGACAAAGGCAUAAUAGAAGAAUCAUCAAGUCCAUGGUGCUCUCCAAUCGUACUAGUGAGAAAGAAGGAUGGAACAACUCGGUUUUGUGUGGAUUACCGGAAAUUGAAUGCGGUAACAAAAAAAGGAUGCAUAUCCUCUACCGAGAUUGGACGUCACACUUGAUGCAUUGUCAGGUUCCAAAUGGUUCUCUACACUAGAUUUAAAGAGUGGAUACUGGCAAGUACAGCUCGAAGGACACUCUAAGGAGAAGACGGCGUUCUCAGACGGAAGAGGGCUCUGGCAAUUCAAGACCAUGCCUUUUGGYUUAUGUAAUGCGCCGGCCACAUUUCAACGAUUGAUGGAAGCUGUAUUAUCUCAACUGCCGUUGGAAACAGCACUGGUAUAUAUUGAUGAUAUCCUCGUUCAUGCCAGAGAUUUCGAGCAAGAAUUCCAGAACCUAAAACUGGUAUUUGAAAGGUUGAGAGAAGCAAAUUUGAAGCUAAACCCGAAAAAAAUGUGUCCUUUUUGCUAGAGAAGUCAAUUUUCUUGGUCACCUGGUCGGAGGAAAUGGUAUUUCAGCAGACCCUGAUAAAGUGAAAUCGAUACUGGAAUGGCCAACUCCUACUAAUGUGAAGGAAGUCCGAUGUUUUUUGGGACUUUGUUCAUACUACAGGCGUUUCAUCUUGAACUUUGCUAAAAUUGCAAAACCACUACACAGAUUAACAGAGAAAGAUGCUAGCUUUCUAUGGAGCGAAAGUUGUCAAAAGGCUUUUGAUGAGCUUAAGUUGGCACUCCAAGCAAAUCCAGUUCUUGCCUAUCCAGACCCGAACUUGACGUAUACUCUUGACACUGAUGCAAGCAAGACGGGUCUCGGAGCUGUUCUAUCYCAAGUAAAAGAAGAUGGACAAGAACAUGUCAUCGCCUAUUAUAGCAGAACACUCUCAAAACAGGAAUCCAACUACUGUGCAACAAGGAGGGAACUGCUAGCUGUCGUGAAUGCCAUUGAACAUUUCAAUGCCUAMCUCUACGGAGCRGAGUUCCAGCUUAGAACUGACCAUUCAGCGUUGCAGUGGUUGUUAAAUUUCAAGAAUCCGAAAGACCAAUUAGCUAGAUGGUUAGCAAAAUUGCAGCAAUAUAACUUUUCAAUCAUACAUCGAGCAGGACUUAAGCAUACUAAUGCAGAUGCUHUAUCAAGGAGACCGUGUGCGUCUACGGCGUGCAGAUUUUGUGAAAGGAGAGAAGUAGAAGAUGGACUAACAAGUAAGGAGGACACAAGCCCAGCCAGAAAAGUACGAMUGCUACAGCACAGUGAAGAAAUUGGCCCCAACAGUCAGCCCGUAUACAUAAACAAAGGAAAGUGUUGGAGCGAUAAAGAACUCKGCGAAGCCCAACAAGAAGACGCUACGCUCCGCCACAUAGUUGGAUGGCUGCAAUCUGGACAAAAACCAACUUGGGGGGAGAUAUCAGGUUACAGUCCCAACGUAAAAGCUUACUGGGCACAAUGGCACUCGUUGG